This is a messenger RNA of Sardina pilchardus (European sardine), 11702 nucleotides long. RefSeq names its product capicua transcriptional repressor a (gene cica). The record is from RefSeq and is a predicted model, not a curated record. Gene Ontology annotation, cellular component: nucleus. Gene Ontology annotation, biological process: regulation of transcription by RNA polymerase II. Gene Ontology annotation, molecular function: RNA polymerase II transcription regulatory region sequence-specific DNA binding; DNA-binding transcription factor activity, RNA polymerase II-specific. NCBI's taxonomy places the organism in Eukaryota, Metazoa, Chordata, Actinopteri, Clupeiformes, Clupeidae.
UGUAUGCAAUGGUCGACACCGAUUGGCUGAAGUGAGUAGUUGUCAAGGCUUUAGGCUUCAUUCACCAUUUUGCGACUGUAGUGUAGGACAGAAGCUGUCGUACUUUUCCUCGUUUGGGAGGCUUUAGCGGAAGAAAAAUAUUUGCAAGCCCAGACACUGACAACUGUGAACAACCGGCAAUUUAAUUGUUAUAAUUUUGGAGGAAUAUCUUUGUAGCGCAACUGAUAAAUAUUUCUGGGCCUUGGAACAGCAGGACUGAGCCGAGAUAGAGAAAAAAAAGGAAAAACAGAGGCCAAACAAGAAGAGAACGUACGAGAGAGGAAAAAGAGAGAGAGAGCGAGAGAGAGAGAGAAAGAAAGAGAGAGAGCGAAAGAGGAAGAAGAAAGAAGAAGGCGGGAUGAGCAACGGAGAGGCAGGCCCAGAGGGAAGAUAGAAGAGGAAGCAGGGAGGUGCCCGAGCAGUCCGACAGCAGAAACGACGACAGCCGAAGGGGACAGGCCAUGAAGCCGCUAAAGAAAGGGGGCAGACCCUCGCCCCCGUCCACCCGCGCCAAGGCGAGCAAGAGACGGGGACAGCCCGACAGCAGUCCCGAGCAGGACCAGUCCAAAGCCUCCCCCCCAUCCCCGAAAAGACACACGACGCCCCCCUCGUCCCACUCGGAGUCGUCCCACGAGGAGGCCCCCCGGAUCACGGUGACCCCGGACCGGGACGAGAGCCUGUCCCGCGAGGGCGACGCCUCGAAGCCGGCGGCGGCGGCGGCAGUGACCGCGGCGGAGGAGCGUCCGAGCAGCUGCCGGUCGUCGGACAGCAACAGCAGCGCGGCCAGCUCCAACAGCAGCCCCAACCCGUCGGCCAGCCGCAAGACGGCCACCUUCAAGGCGCGCGUGCCCAAGAAGAAGUACACGUCGGAGCACUGCUCCCCGUCCGCCGUCGCUGUCGCCGUCGCCACGGCCGCCGCCGCCGCCGGAAACCACGGCAACGCCAGCACGCCUCCGCUCAGUAGCAACGGCGACAGCAGCAGCGGCAGCGGCGCGCACAACGGUACCGUUGCCACGGCGGCGGCCAUCGCCGUCGCCGUCGCCGCCACCGCAGCUCAGCCUCAGGUCAGCACUGCCAACGGCCAGCAGACGCCAUCCAGCACACAGACGCCCCCCGGCCAGCCGCCGGCCGCCCCCCACAACCACAGCCACAGCCAGAGCGGGGCGGCCCCUGCCGCCGGCCCGUACGGGGACAGAGACGCGGCGGAGAGGCCCCCCGUGGCCAGCCCCCCGCGCUGCUCCUCCACAGACACUGCCAGCGAGCACUCGGCCGACCUGGAAGUGACCCGCAUGCCGGCGCCCUCGGAGCCCCAGCCCAGCACAGACGAUCGCCCCCCCAACCACCACCUCCACCACCUCCACCACCAGCAGCAGCAGCAGCAGCAGCAGCAACCACCACCACCACCCCCAGCACACUGUAACUCCAACCCCAUGCAGGACAGCCUGGCCGGCGGUCUGGCCGAGGCGCUGGCCAAGGGGCUGAAGAACCAGCGCGUGCUGGCGCGCCAGGGCUCCGGCGUGUUCCGGGCGGGCGUGGUGCGGCACGUGAGCGGCGAGCAGGACAGCGUGGAGGUGCAGCUCAACGGCGAGAAGGGCAUCAGCUACUACCCGUUCCAGGCCAGCGGCGGCGGCAGCGCCGUGGACCUCGUGCUGGACUCGCCGCCCCCGGGCGCGGCGCAGGUGGCCAUCGGGACGCACGUGUGCGUGCCGUUCGGCGGCGGCCACGAGGCCAGCGAGGGGGCGCAGCAGCUGUACCGCGAGGGCCUGGUGACGCAGGUGGACCCCCACCCGGCCGUGUCCUUCCCGUACCGCGUGCUUCUCAGAGACGAGCCUGGAGCGGCCGCCGCCGCCGCCGGCCACGACAGGAGUCCGCAGGAGGAGGGCGGAGGCGCGUCGCCGAGCCCCGUGCAGGCCGUGUGGGUGUCCCGGCAGAGCCUGCGCCUCCUGGUGCCCCCCUGGGACCUGGACCCGGGCAGCCGCGCCUGGGAGGACCGCGAGGACAUGGAGGUGGAGCGCGAGCUCUCGCACCUCAUCACGGCGCCGCUCUACAGCCGGGCGCUGCCGCUUCCGCCGCCAGGGGUCCCCCACCCGGUCGCCGGCCCUCCGCCGCCGCCUCCUCCCUCCGUCUCGUACCCGUCGUCCGUCUCCUCGACCAUCGCGGCGGCCGGCGGCCUGAUGAUGACCUCGGUGCUCAACAUGGCGGGCGGCUGGGAGCGCGAGCACGAGCAGGAGAUGGAGAGAGAGAGGGAGCGGCAGAGGGAACGAGAGAGGGAGAGGGAGAGAGAGAGGGACAGAGAGAGGGACAGAGAGCAAGAGAGACUCCAACAGCAGCACCACCAGCAGCAGACCCCCGAGGAGGACAUGGAGGUGACCAUCUUCAACUCCACCCCGAUGAGAGAGGCCGGGAUCGGGGCCGUGCCCGGAGGAAAGCCCCUCGGGGUCUCCCAGCACCGCCACAUCCUCUCCAAGCCGCCCUACCUGUCCGUGGUGCGUAACAUCGGCCCCCCACUGGGCCCUCACCUGGCGCUCAACCCGCACGGACCCCCGCCGUCUGUCCUGCUGGGCCUGGACCCGGGCACCCCGGUCAUCUCCUCCGCGCCGCAGCUUCCCCCUCUUCCGCCGUCGUCACGCGGAGUCCUGGACAAGCCUCCCUCCUCCAACUCCCACGGCUCCUCGGGGGGUUCCGGAUCGGGCGGCGGUGGUGGUUCCGGAUCGGGAUCCGGCUCGCGCUCCCGCACGCCUCUGACGGCGGCGCAGCAGAAGUACAAGAAGGGCGACGUGGUGUGCACCCCGACGGGCAUCCGCAAGAAGUUCAACGGCAAGCAGUGGCGCCGGCUGUGCUCGCGCGAGGGAUGCUCCAAGGAGUCGCAGCGCCGGGGCUACUGCUCCCGCCACCUGUCCAUGCGCACCAAGGAGAUGGAGGCCGGAGGCGGGCCGGGCCUGGGCCGGGACCGGAGCGGAGCCAGCAGCACGGGCACGCUGACGCCCUCCGACCUGCGUCUGGGCAGCGGGCGCACCAGCAGCGAGUUCGACUGGGACGACACGUCCCGGGACAGCAGCGAGGCCAGCAGCCGCGGGGGCGACUCGCGCCCUCGCCUGGUGCUCCCGUCGCUCCUGCCGCACGACCUCUCGCGUGACCUCUCCCGCGACCUCUCCCGCUUCGACUUCGACGAGUGCGAGGCGGCCAACAUGCUGGUGUCGCUGGGCAGCUCGCGCUCGGGCACGCCCUCCUUCUCGCCCGUCUCCAACCAGUCGCCCUUCUCGCCCGCCCCGUCCCCGUCCCCCUCGCCCCUCUUCGGCUUCCGCCCGGCCAACUUCAGCCCCAUCACGCCCCCCUCCCUCACCCCGCGCCGGCCUCGCCACCUGAGCGGCACCAAGCUGGGCACGCCGGGCUCGGAGCGCGAGCGCCACCUGUCGGGCGUGGUGCCCACCUUCCAGACCAACCUCACCUUCACGGUGCCCAUGAGCCCCAGCAAGCGCAAGCCCGACAUCCAGCCGCCGACGCUCCCCCUGGCGGUGCCCUCCGCCCCGCACGACUACGGCAAGCCGGAGGUCCAGCAGCAGCAGGCCCAGCUGGUGGUGGCGGCCGGCGGAGACCCGACGCUCGGGCUGAGCGCGGCCGGCUUCCGGGUCCUGUCGCCCCAGAACCAGCCGCCGACCCCGUCCUUCUCGCGCCCGCGCAGCGCCGCCAGCCGGCCCCCGUCCUCCGCCGCCUCCACCCCUCCGCCCAUGCUGGUGUCGCCCACGCCGCCCUCGCCCUUGCCCCAGGAGCCCAGCCCCCGCCGGGGCAUGCCGCUCCGCGACUCGCCCGUCAUCGUGCGCAACCCGGACGUCCCGCUGGCCAAGUUCAGCGAGGGCCCUCUGACUGGACGGAGGGGGAGCGGAGGGACCGUGGGAGGAAGUGUGACCGGUAUGAGCGGCGGCGGUGGUGGUGUUGGCAGCGGCGGCGGAGGAGGAGGAGGAGGUCGCCCGCGAGACAACGGCGGCCAGCCCCCGCACCUCAGCGGCACGCUGCAGGCCCCCGUGCCCAUCAACGGCGCCAGCGCCACCAACGGCGCCGUGCUCCUGCGCAACCCCACCUCCACCCUGGUGCUCGUCACCUCCGCCCAGUCGCUCACCACCGCCUCCAGCACCCGCUCGGUCCACGUGGGCUCGGUCGCCAUCUCCGGCGUCGGGGCCGGUCCGGCCGUGGCCAGCGGCGGCAUGGGAGAGGGCAGGGAGCGAGAGAGGAACCCCGGGGGGCACGGAGACACCCACGGAGGGGUGCUGCCCCAGCCGGUGGCCUGCCACCCAACUCCCACUGCCCUGUUGCCCCUCAUCGUGCCCGCAGAGUCCCCCCACCCUGCCCCACGCAAGGACAUCAUCAUGGGACGUCCCGGCACAGUUUGGACCAAUGUGGAACCACGCUCAGUCCCAGUCUUUCCUUGGCAUUCAUUGGUCCCUUUUCUGGAGCCCAGCCAAUCAAAUUCGUCUGGAGCCCAGCCUGCUGAUGGCCAGCCACUGGUGAAUCAGAGCAAAGAGCCCCGAUGUGGUGUAGCUCUUGUGAGUGACGGCCGCAGUGGCCAAUCAAGCACAGAGAGAGGCUCACCGUCCCGCCCUCCCCCUUCUGCUGAGGACCCUCCCCCGGAGCGCGAGGCAGGAGACAGCGAGACCGAGAGCGACGCAGAUGACCUGUUCCUACCAGGAGUGUCCCAGGACCCGGCCCCUUCCACAGUCCCAGCCAAGAGGCGCACACAGUCCCUCAGCGCCCUCCCCAAAGAUGGAGACAAGAAGAGGGAAAAAGACCACAUCCGACGGCCCAUGAAUGCCUUCAUGAUCUUCAGCAAGCGCCACCGGGCGCUGGUGCACCAGAGGCACCCCAACCAGGACAACCGCACCGUCAGCAAGACUGGAGAGUGGUGGUACGCGCUGGGGCCCAAGGAGAAGCAGAAGUACCACGACCUCGCUUUCCAGGUGAAGGAGGCCCACUUCAGAGCGCACCCAGACUGGAAGUGGUGUAAUAAAGACCGCCGGAAGUCUCUUUCUGAGGGCCGCGGGACCCCUGGGGCCAAAGACCCUCGGGAGCGCAGCGCCUCUGAGAGCGCAGAGGCCCACGCUCAAGGAGGGGACCAGAAGGGACCAGUGUCCAGCUGGCCCCCCGGGUCGGAGCGGCGUUUGGGGCCACUGGGAGGACAGCACCCUCGGCCCCGCGCUUUCUCCCAGAGUGCCGUGCACAGCCUGGAGAGGAGGGAUCAGGAUAGAGACCUGGAGAAGAUGUGUCAGGAAGGAGGAAGCGGGUUUCGCCCGCGGCCGUCCGCCUCGUCUGGACUGCAGCGAGGGGCCAGCGAGGACGUGACCAGCGACGAGGAGCGCAUGGUCAUCUGCGAGGAGGGUGACGAUGACGUCAUAGAUGACUCCUUCCCCGAGGGCUCGAUAGACCUGAAGUGCAAGGAGAGGGUGACAGACAGUGAUGAGGAGAACGCGUCUGCAGAUGAGGCCGACGGCAAGCGAGCUUUUCAGCCUGUUGUCCGUCCGUCGCGCUCCUUCUCCCCUGGCAGUGACCCAUCCAAGGGUGCGGGCAGCCGAGGCCGAGGCGGCGGCCACAGCCAAGAGAGGAUGACCAACAUGGCGGGAGGACUGGACGCCAGCGGCAGAAUCAAGGAGGUGAAAGAGGAGGAAGGUGGAGAAGGACCAGGAGGAGGAGGAGGUGGAGGAGGAGGAGGAGGGGGGGCGUCCCAGCCUUCGGCUCACUCCCUGUCGUCCUCCGGUCCGACUCACCACCCCGGGAACGGCGUGACCCAGGUGCUGGGGCCGGUGCGGAUGGCGUCCACCGUGGUGACCAGCGUGGUGCGCCCCAUGGCCAGCACCCCGGUGCCCAUCGCCAGCAAGCCCAGCGGCGGCGACCUGCCCGCCGACAAGAAGACCAAGCUGCUGAUCGCCGCCGCCGGAGGAGGAGGAGGCGGAGGAGGAGGAGGAGGAGGUGCCACCAUAGCCACCGGGGGUGGGUACUUCCCCUCGUCCUCUCCCAUACCGCAGGGUGGCGGUGGCGGUGUGGUCACCAGCUUGUUGCUGGGAGGGGCCUUCCCCAGCCACCCCACUGUCCAGCUCCUCACCCAACCCCAGACCCUCCCCUGCCCGCCCGUCGCUAGCCCCCCUACCCACGCCAACGGCGGCACCCUCCCCCUCUUCCUCCCCGCCUCCUCGCUCACCUCCCCCGGCGGCGGGGUAGGCAAGUCGGUCACUCAGGUGCAGUACAUCCUGCCCACCCUGCCCAGCGCCAACCCCAAGAGUCCCUCCCCGCAUCAGCUCGGCAGCGUCCUCACGCUGCCCACAGCUCCGCCCACCCACAUGUCCUUGGCCAAUGGUGUGCAUUCGGGGGCAGGACCAGGGAUAAGAUAUGCCUCAGUUUCUGCAAUGGGCGGGCUCAGCCCUGGAGGAGGAGGAGUUCAAGCACAGUCCCCAGUAUUGCAGAGCAAGAUGCUGGUUCCCAUGGCGACAGUGAGAACGGGCUCCACGCCUCCGCAGCCCAUCUCUCUGGUCGCCCCACCACUUCCUGUUCAAAAUGGUGCUCAACCAGGAAGUAAGAUCAUUCAGAUUGCUCCCAUGCCUGUGGUCCAGACCAACGUUCACCCGUCAGCAGCAGUGCACCCUGGGAAUUCCUUCCCUGUCUCCAUGGGAACAGCGACUGUUAUGGCUUCGGGCUCCGCUCCCCCACAGACUGUUCUGCUUACUCCUCCUCCCACAAGGAUCACUUAUGUGCAGUCCACCACAGGCGUGGUCGCCCCUAUGCCACUGGUCUCUACGGCGACCGUCUCCACCCCGCAGCAGCUCCCGCCUCCCUCAGGUCCGGCGUUCCUGCCGUCGUCCCUGGCAACCCUGGGGUUCACUGCCAUAGCCCCCGCGGGCCAGGCUCUGGUCCAGCCAAUCGGAGCAGGACAACCGCCCCUCUUGGCGCCGGCUCCUCCCCCCAACUGUUCGUCACAGCCCGCCGUGGCCAAUGGAGCGCCGCGCCAAGUGCUCACAGCCAUCUACCCCGCACCCAGCGUCACCCUAGCGACUGGGAUGGUUUCUGUGGCAACGGUACCCCCGAACAUGACCCUCGCCCCUUCCUCCUCCGGCCCAGACUCCCCCUCCUCCGGCCUGCAGAUGGGGAUGGCCGCACCUGCGCCGGUGGCCCAGCUGUCGGAGCCCGUGAAGGCGCAGCCGCACGCCGACGGACAGGUGGGCUCGUCGCCCGUCGCCAUGGAGAUGGAGAGGCAGAGCGCCCUGGAGAAGCACGCAGACGGAGAAGCACAGGCGGAAACCCCAGGACACGCCGCCACAACAGCACAAACAGGCAGCCCAGCUCGGCAUCCCACCCCCACAGGUCGCCAUGGCAGCAUGCAGGUCAUGGCUCAGGAUGCAGCCAAUCAGAGCGAGGCAGAAAGAGAGCGGAGGAUGGAGGAAGGCGGAGUGUCAUGGCGCGACCAAGUGGCUGAAGGACAGGGGUCCGAGAGGGCCCCCAAGGGCCACAGCAAUGAAGAGAGCGGGAGGGAGGACCAUGGCAAAGAGGUGAGGCGUAAGGAGUCCAACUCCCCUGCGCCUCCUCCAUCAGGACUGGAGCCUCCUCCUCCGCCUCCUCAGAAUGACAGGGACAACCCCACUGUCAAGAAGGCCAAGUCCCGCCCUCCGCCACUCAAGAGGACCUUUGAGCCUGUCGACAAGGUGAUGUCGGGGUCGUACUUCGAGGAGCGUCUGGCCGAGCUGCCGGAGUUCCGGCCCGAGGAGGUGCUUCCUUCUCCGACGCUGCAGAGUCUGGCCACCUCACCUCGAGCCAUCCUGGGGAGCUACCGCAAGAAGAGGAGGAACUCCACCGAUCUGGACUCUGCCGAUGACCCCAGCUCUCCCAGGAGGAAGAGUCGCCGGCUGUCCAGCUGCAGCUCCGAGCCCAGCACGCCCAAGAGCGCCGCCAAGUGUGAGGGGGACAUCUUCACCUUCGACAGAGCAGGAGAAUCGGAGGACAUGUUGGUGGAGCCGGGGGAGCGUGCUCCAUACUCCUCCCUGCGCCGCACCCUCGACCAGCGGCGGGCUCUCGUCAUGACACUCUUCCACGACUACGGCUUCUUCCCCUCAGCCCAGGCAACGGCUGCCUUCCAGGCCAGCCACUCGGACAUCUUCCCCACCAAGGUCUGCCUGCAGCUGAAGAUCCGCGAGGUGCGACAGAAGAUCAUGCAGACGGCCACGCCUGGGGCCUCCGACGGCCCGGGGUUGACGGCAGCGAUAGGAUCCGACUCGGCCUCCACCCCAGGCCCGUCCAGCGCACCACUGCGAGAGGAAAGCGGGGCGGAGUCUGACGAAAGGGGGAGUGGCCACGAGGAAACCAACAACACGAGCGAGUCGCAGGAUUCGACCAGAUGAAGAACGACUCACAACAACAAUUAGCAACUAAUAGCGAAGGUGGAGGAGAUGAGAGACACACGGAGGGAGGAAUAUAUCCUACACUUUCCCACAUAUUUACAUACAACAACACUUUUUUGUGGCAAUUUUUUCUUUUUUUUCCGUUCGUUUGUGGGACACAGAAAAUAUGCGGCACACAGUCUCUUAUAACACAAUCACAUCCACAGCCACACACAGUCACACACAUGCAUGCACUCACUCACAUACACCCAAUACACACCCGAACAUCAGCAUGCACACACACACACACACACGCAAACACACACACACACACACACACACACACACACACACGCACACACACAGACACAGACACACACACACACACAGACACAGACACACAGAAACAGACAAGCAAACAACAGACUAUACAGUCUAUACAAAUAGACUCACUCAGAAAACAUUACCCACGGAAACUCACAAACAUUUAUGCAAGGACACAACGCAAAACACAAACGAAAGAAUGAAAUCUAUAUCUAUAACGUUGCCGUCGGUCACUCACACUCACACACAACAGGCACAAAAACAAAACUUUUUGUAAAGAGCAUGACCAGGCACACACUUACUUUGUACAGUGAGGAGAGGGACAGAGCAAUUCGAGCACCAUGCAGACCGAUGGCCACACACACACUCACACACGGAAAAACAAAUCAUCAACCAUCAACUUGCCACUUCUAUCUCCCCCAAGUCCCCCAACCCCCUUCUCCACACAUCCAGCAUUGGUGGCUAAGCGUCCAGCCACCAGACCUCAGUUCCAGUGCCCUAGAAUGCUGCGCCUGUGCCAGCCCCUCGACUGACCUCUGCUCAUCGUAACCAAGCCAUCGGCUCUUGCUCUCCUCAUUGGCCUGAUUGUUAUACUGAAUGGAUAAGAAUGUCUCUUUCGUUUUUUGUUUUUUUUUUUCUUCCGAUUUUUUCCUUGCUUUUUAGGGGUUUUUUUGUACUGUUGAAAUGGACAGAAACUGGGCCCACGGUGGCUGGCUCUGUUGGACCCAGUCACCCAGACCCAGGCAGGCGUGUAGCAGCGGUGCCGGUUCAAGUGAGAACCAAAACUCUUUGGUUUCCCCCGUGUUCCGUGGUUCCGGUUUCCGUGUUCUGAUGAGAGAAAGGGAGGCAGCAGCGGCUCGUCUAGCAACAGCGGCAGGAAUGGAUGCAGUAGAUCAUGGCUGGCGUGUGCGUUUGCUUCUUCCUGUGGUGUUCAGAAAUAGCUGUUCUGUUAACUAGUUUUAUUUUUCUUCUUCUAUCCCUUGAUUUCAUGUUUUCUUUCAAUUCGAACUGAACCAAACGCAAGUUUGGUUAAUCAAGACUUACUGACUUGCAACUGACCAAGCGGCCGGGUAAAGGCGGAGGAAGAGAAGACAAGGCUGUGGUGACUGCCAAAAAGCAUACACACACACACACACACACACACACACACAUACACAUGUACUAAGAGCGAGUGAUAGAAUGGCACAGAAGAGGAACGUAUGUAUAUCUUCAAAAAAGAGAGAAGAAUAGACAAAAAACAAUGACUAACUCACCAAGCUUUUCCCCCAACCCCACUUAAUCUGUCUGUAGUAUGUGCUUUGUUGUCAGCACUUGUGUCGUUCUGGUGAACCCGGUUAACCUGUGACAACAGUCCGCGUUUUUCCUGGAUGGCUGUGGUAGGCCUAUCUCUUUUUAGCACGGACUAACAUAAGUACAUACCAACUCACCACCCGUUUUUUGUCUAAGCAGACUUGUGCUACUCCUCGCUCCUAAACAAAAAAAACCUCCUUUUCGAGCCUCCAUGUUAGGCUUUCCUUCCCACCCCAGCCUCUCUUACCUUGUAGUGUACGCUAUGGAUGGGGGUGCUAGUUUCUUUUAAAUAAAAAUGUUUCAGUCAGGUGUUUGCACAAUAAGUGGCCCUGUGGCCACGUUUGAAAUCAGGAAAGUAUUGUUUUUGAUAGAUAUUUAAAUUUAACCACAUCUUAGUUCCGUUCCCCCCCUUACCCCACCCUAUCCUAUACCUCCCCCGAAGCCACCCACCCAUGCUUGCCUUUCUUUUUCCUUGCUGAAGCUCCUUUUUCCUUGCUCUUAUGAUUUGUUCUUAAUUCCCCCUUUCUUGCCCCCAACUCUCACCCCAAAAGCCUGGCUUCAGGGUCAGGUGAAGUUUUGUAGCUCAGGAUGGAUUACAUUAGGAUAACCCCAGGGAAUUCUGACUCUAGAACAGUGCUACAGGGCGUAUUCUCAGGAUCUAACCCUUUCACCUCCCAACCCCAACCCCCCUACUCCCUUUCUCUGCCACUUUAUCUCAAUGGUGCAAUAGGACAGUAGAAGUGGAUAUGGUUGAUACGAUUGACAGGAUUGUGCCAUAGAUAUUCACUGUACAGUCUGAAGAGCUGUCGUAAAAAAAAAAGAAAAUGUAUAAAAAAGACAGAAAAAAUGAUGUAUAAUAACAUCUAUAAUUUGAGUUCUGAGAAAGUAAGUAAUCCAACAGAACAAACUAAAAAAAUCCAAACUAUUAAUAUAGCACUUUCUUUUUCGUCUUGUUCAGCUGAGGGGUCAUACCUAUGUCUCUCAGUAUUCACUUGAAUGUGUGAAAAAAUAUAUAUAUAUAUUUCUAUAUGUGUAUAAUAUAGAGGUGCGUGUGUGUGUGUGUAAACGUUUCUACAAGAAUUCAAGCAAACUUGAUAUUCCCUCACUCAAAAGCUGUCACUUCUUACUUGCCUAAUUCAGUGGCACAACUCUUAGGACUGUUACUGUAUGUGUGUGUAAAACUGACAGGUAUGUGAGGGAGCGUGAGCAAGAGAGAGAGAGAAAGAGAGAGAGAGAGAAAGAGAUAGUGAGAGAGAGAGAAAGAGAGAAAGAGAGAGAGUGAAUGAGAGUCAUACAGACCCUAUGAUUAGACAGAAAUUUAAAGAAUCUUGGCACUUAAUACUUACUGUCUGCAAACAUGCGCUUGCACACACACACAUGCAUACUGACACCUAUGCGUGUACACCUUACGAUUGUGUAUCCAAUAAAUGGUCCUUACUUUGGAGAAGGAAUUUUAGAAUGAGAAAGAGUGUUAGCCCGUAAACAGGCAUGUUGACCAUGUGCAAUAUUUCUAAACAAAAUGAAUAUUGAAAAUAUUAAAGACCUAACCCAACCAAAUCUAUCUGUGCCGUUUGUUUAAUGUUUGUUAAGUGUUCAGUUGAAACUUAUUAUUGUGUGGGUAUGUGUUUUUCUAUAGGCCUACUAUCUAUCCAUUUUUAUUUUUAUAUGUAUGCUACAUAGGCUACCCUAAGUCAU